Portunus trituberculatus (swimming crab) is the source of this 2029-nucleotide messenger RNA. RefSeq names its product mevalonate kinase-like. Gene Ontology annotation, cellular component: cytoplasm. The record is from RefSeq and is a predicted model, not a curated record. Gene Ontology annotation, biological process: cholesterol biosynthetic process; isoprenoid biosynthetic process. The transcript has 2 exons. Gene Ontology annotation, molecular function: mevalonate kinase activity; ATP binding. Lineage: Eukaryota; Metazoa; Arthropoda; Malacostraca; Decapoda; Portunidae. The coding region runs from base 423 to 1562 and encodes 379 amino acids.
UUCGUUCACUUAAGACGAUGUAAUAUGAAAACCACGUGGAUUAGGGAAAUAAAAGGCAACUCUCCCUUCUCUCCCGUGCAUUUCCUGGCUUUCCUCUCACUCUCAGUAACCAACAGGUGUGCAGGACUGGUGGGCGUGAGGGAGGCGCAGGGACACAGGCUGGUGAACGCGGCGCUGCAAGAGGAGCUGAAGCAGAUCCACGCCUUCUCCAUGAAAACACUCACUCCUGAGCAGUGGGAGCAGCAGCAGCAGCAACAACAGUAACGGUGCAACAGCGGGAGGGACACUAGGCAGCGGCAGAGUAACACCUGUAACAAUUAACUCAGCAUCACCACUAACACGUACCAGUAACAAUCACAGCAUCACCCAGUAGCAGCAGCAACAGCAGCAGCAGGUGCAGCAGGUGCGGGCAGCAGGCGGCAAUGGAGGCGGUGAGUGUGAGCGCCCCGGGCAAGGUGAUCCUGCACGGUGAGCACUCCGUGGUGUACGGGCGGCGCGCCGUGGCCCUCAGCCUGGACCUGCGUACCACGCUCACCCUCACGCCGGGUGGUGCGCGCCUCGAGCUGGACCUGCCUGAGGUGGAGAUUCAGCAGGCGUGGCCACUGCAGGAUGUGGAGGCGCUGUGGGAGAGGCUGGGACGACCCGGCGAGAAGUGCGCUGCGCCCCUCACUGAGGCACAGGUAGCACAGGUGCGGGACUUUCUAGGGCUGCCUGAGGACCCCCCAGGGGGGCCCCGUGGUUUGGCUCUGCUGUCCUUCUUCCAGCUGUAUCUGGCCAUCCUACCUCGCCCUGUGCCCGCCACCCUCAGGGUUACCAGCCAGCUGCCCACCGGGGCUGGCCUCGGCAGCUCCGCCGCCUACGCCGUGUGUCUCUCCGCCGCCCUGCUGCGUUUGGCCGAGAGGGGCUCCGCCCCAGACUCGGUCCCCAGCGCGGAGGUGAGCGGCGGCCUUAGCCUGAAGGAGGUGAGCGGUUGGGCCUUCAGGAGCGAGCAGAUUGUGCACGGCACGCCCUCGGGCAUCGACAAUUCCAUCUGCACUUAUGGCGGCGCGGUGAGCUUCAAGGCAGGCUGCUGCUCGCCGCUGGGGGCGCCGCCACUUCGGGUGUUGCUGGUCAACACCAGGGUACCGCGCAGCACCAAAGCGCUGGUGGCAGCCGUGGGAGCGCGGCGCAGCAGGCUGCCUGAGGUGGUGGAGCCCGUGCUGGACGCCAUGGACGCUCUGGCGGAGCGGGCGCUGCAGACCCUGUCAGAGCUGUCCAGCGCCGCCAGCCCCCAGCAGCAGGACGAGGCCUACGCAGCCCUGCACGAGCUGGUGGACAUCAACCAGGCCCUCCUUGCCUCCCUAGGCGUCUCCCACGCCAGCCUGGAGCGCCUGGUAGGCGUGGCCGCCGCUCACGGCCUGCACGCCAAGCUGACCGGGGCGGGAGGCGGCGGCCUGGGCAUGGUGGUGCUGGGGCGCGACACUGCCCCCGAGGCUGUGGACAAGUGCCGGGGCGAACUGGAGGCCCAGGGGUACCAGGUGUGGCAGACCACCCUGGGGGCGCCGGGCCUCACCUUCCACUAGUCGCCUCGACACUUGAACCAUCUCACUGCCCCACACACGUCACCUUGCCACCCCGCCACCCUCUGCCAUCUGCUGCGUCUCUCUGAUCAAUCACAAGAAUGGUGUUUGCCUCUACUGGAUUCAGUGACUGUAAUUAAGCUUAGCUGCAACCCGUGUUUUGACACACACACACACACACACACACACACACACACACACACACACACACACACACACACACUUCACUGUUGUUUAUCAUCCUUCAACACAUCCUUAAAGUCAAACAAACAAACGCGGCGGUCAGCAUCGCCAUUCCAUUUGUCUGUGUGAUAGUUUUCCUUUCAUUUCAUCUUCCGUCAGUUCACGCCGUGCAGUAGUGAAAUAUUAAAUGCGAUGGAUAAUUCUGAGCGUGUGUCACCUGUGUGUUGCCUUAAUUACUUUGCUGCCCUUAACUUAUGUCAACUUGAUAAUAAAGCACUAAACCAUAA